Messenger RNA from Westerdykella ornata, 1598 nucleotides. Its product is annotated as cysteine proteinase. NCBI's taxonomy places the organism in Eukaryota, Fungi, Ascomycota, Dothideomycetes, Pleosporales, Sporormiaceae. Gene Ontology annotation, biological process: protein deubiquitination. Gene Ontology annotation, molecular function: cysteine-type deubiquitinase activity; cysteine-type endopeptidase activity. Gene Ontology annotation, cellular component: nucleus; cytosol. The transcript is spliced from 2 exons. The record is from RefSeq and is a predicted model, not a curated record. Bases 236 to 1465 code for a protein of 409 amino acids.
UGGCAGUUCGACGGCCGUAUACAAAUAACCUCUACUCUUUCUGUUCGAUUUCUGUCUCUCUUUCCUCUCCAUCUGUACUUCGAAGACGUUCCUCAGUUGAUCUCUGGAUUUGUUGCUGGUCAAAAAUCCUAUCAUUUCAAACACGUUUCACAAACAUUCUUGCAAUCUCCUUCAGCUCACAUAAGCUCCUUCAUUUAUUAUCUCUCCACAUAUCCACCGAAUUCACUUCCUCAUCAUGUCUUCCGCCCCUCGCAGACGCAGUAGACGUCAAGCGGGUCUACCACCCAUUCCAACACGCCAUCCCUACCAGGUCACAAAGGACCAGCAGACGUCAAAGAUCAGCUCUGCAUGGCCAAACGCAAGGUCGAGGCGUCGCACGCGUGCAAGCAGGGGAAUCUAUCUAUCGAACAACAGAUGCUACCAGACAACGACUUUGCAAACAUUGGUGCAUGUGCCCAAGUUCAUGAAUUGGCUCAAGAUGCACAACACAUCAAAAAAAACGGCUUGUUCGCCUGGUGGCGUAUAUAUCCAGCGGCCCAUGAACCAAGGCGGCGAUGCUCAGCACUUCAAUCUCUGUCCAGCGUGCGCUAUGAAGGAUUUCAUCGCAUAUUACUGGAGCGACCAAGAUCUUGACGGGUCCGGCGAUCCACAAGCUAUCCGUAGGGACAACCGUGUCCUGAAUUUCCUUCGAAUGGCGGACUUCCGUUUUGGUGGCAACCAGGACAGUCCCGAGGUGUUUUUCGAUUUCCUCAAAGGGCAUAUUGUCAAUUCUACGCCAUUUAGGGAAAAUAACGCGUCCCCUUGGGGCCUCAUGUUCAAUGCCCUCUUCGAAUUACAGCUUCAAAAAUCGCAUUCUUGUUCCAAUUCCGCUUGCCCGCGCAACACUACACCCGACGUGACCGAACAAGAAGCCCAAUGCGGCAUCCCAGGCCUCCAAAUCCUUGACACCGGCAACGACAACCUCGCAGCAUCACUCCACCGUUACCUAGCGGGCCACCCCCUUCAAGAUUACCGAUGCGAGGCCUGCAAUCAGAAGAAUACCACCACGCAAUCGCACCCCAUCCUAGCAGCACCCGAUAUCCUGCGCAUCUGCCUCGUCCCUGGUGGAUACGACCGGUUCGGAAACCCCUACAAGAUCACCGCGCGAUUCGGCCUUACAGAGUUCCUCGACCUCACCCGGUACCAGCUCGAUCCGUCGACGCCGCUGAAGUACCGCCUCUCCAGUGUGAUUAAUCACAUCGGUGAGCUUGAUUCUGGGCACUAUAUUGCGACUGCCAGGGCGCCAGAUAACGUCUACGUGAUCAAUGACAACGAGAAGUUGACCUGCGAUACUGCCGAUCCGCCGGCGGCGAACCCGUCGGCCUUGCUGUGCAGGAAUCCCCAGCGCUGGAAUGAUGGUUCCUACCAGGCGUUCGUCCUCACCUAUCUCCGAGUGCCGGAUAAGGAGUUGGAGAAGCUGAAGUAGGGUGAUGCCCACCAUCGUCCACUACGUACGUAAUCUCACCCCCUACGGUACUGUUCCCUCCUCAUCGUCUAUAUAAAACCCUCAAUUCCUGCAUCUUCCAUCAAGCGGCCAGGAACGACGGAGUGGUAGGAUA